Tripterygium wilfordii is the source of this 4040-nucleotide messenger RNA. RefSeq names its product conserved oligomeric Golgi complex subunit 4-like. NCBI's taxonomy places the organism in Eukaryota, Viridiplantae, Streptophyta, Magnoliopsida, Celastrales, Celastraceae. The transcript is spliced from 3 exons. Gene Ontology annotation, molecular function: protein binding. The record is from RefSeq and is a predicted model, not a curated record. The coding region runs from base 189 to 3800 and encodes 1203 amino acids.
GAUUAACUUCUGUCAUUUCCAUUAGUACGAGAUUCAGUCUGGUUUAAUCGAAGCGACUGAUUCAUGCUAGUUUGCUUCGAUUUUACAUUCAAUCUUCGGUGAAUUGAAGUUCGAUGGUUGGCUCCAGAAUCUUGAUAAAUCAUGGUUACAGCUAGUUUCCAUUGAAUCUCCAUUGUUGCACCGAAAGCAUGUUCCAACAGUUCGUUCAUCGUUCCAACAAUACCGUGGCAACUGUUGCCCGCUGUUUUGCUCUCCCGGCGAAAACCCAGUCGUUGUUCUUCUAUUCUUCAUCGCAACAACAAACGCAGCUGCAAAAUCCAGAACCUUCAAAAUCUGAUUCCAAAUCCCCAAUUGGGUCUCCAUCUAGAGUGCAGAAACUCAUCGCCUCCCAAUCAGAUCCCCUCCUCGCCAAAGAAAUCUUCGAUUACGCUUCUCAACAACCCAAUUUUCGACACUCCUACUCUUCCUACCUCGUUCUUAUCCUCAAACUUGGCCGCUCCAAGCACUUCUCCCUCAUCGACGACCUCCUCCUCCGUCUCAAAUCCGAACGCUACCCUGUAACCCCAACUCUUUUCUCCUACCUCAUUAAGGUAUAUGCCAAUGCGGAUUUGCCCGAUAAAGCUAUCAAAACCUUCUACACGAUGCUCGAGUUCAAUUGCAAGCCUUUACCCAAACACCUUAACCGCAUUCUUGAAUUUCUUGUUUCUCACCGGAGCUAUCUCCGGCCAGCGUUCGAUCUAUUCAGGAUUGCUCAUAAAUACGGUGUUUCGCCGGAUACUAAAUCUUAUAACAUUAUGAUGCGGGCUUUUUGUCUGAACGGGGAUCUCAGUAUUGCCUACCAACUGUUCAAUCAAAUGUUUAAGAGAGAUGUUCUACCGGAUGUGGAGUCGUAUCGGUUGUUAAUGCAGGGGUUAUGCAGGAAGAGUCAAGUUAAUAAGGCUGUAGAUUUGUUGGAGGAUAUGUUGAACAAAGGCUUUGUCCCGGAUACAUUGAAUUACACAACUUUGUUGAACAGUUUAUGCAGGAAGAAGAAGCUAAGAGAGGCAUAUAAGCUUCUUUGUAGAAUGAAAGUGAGAGGGUGCAAUCCAGAUAUUGUUCAUUACAAUACAGUGAUAUUGGGUUUCUGCAGGGAAGGGCGUGCAAUGGAUGCUUGUAAGGUUCUCCAUGAUAUGCCUUCAAAUGGGUGCUUGCCAAAUCUGGUCUCGUACCGGACUCUGGUCACCGGACUAUGUGAUCAAGGAAUGUUUGAUGAGGCAAAGAAGUAUAUGGAGGAAAUGAUGUCAAAAGGGUUUUCACCACAUUUUUCUGUUUCUCAUGGUUUGAUGAAGGGAUUCUGUAAUGUUGGCAAGGUUGAGGAAGCAUGUGGAGUGCUGGAUGAACUGCUUAGGUUUGGGGAAGCUCCACAUCUGAAUACUUGGGUGAUCGUAAUACCUAGGAUUUGUGAAGUGGAUGAAGAGAAAAUGGAGGAAGUUAUGAAGAAGGUCAUGAAGGUAGAAAUAAAGAGUGACACAAGAAUAGUGGAGGCUGGUAUUGGUUUAGAACAGUACCUUAUACAGAAGAUACGAUCUACAUCAAGGAGAUCAACCAGAGCGGAGGAAGACGAAUCGACAGUUACGGCCACCCCAUCCUCCUCCAUAAAAUUUGGGACGGCGGAGGCUUUGGAGCACGUGCGUAGCCUGACAGACGUGGGCGCUAUGACGCGGCUGCUCCAUGAGUGCAUAGCUUACCAGCGGGGGCUGGACCUGGAACUGGACAACCUCUUGGCCCAACGUAGUGACCUCGAUAAGCACCUUCUCCACCUCCAAAGAUCUGCUGAAGUUCUCGAAAUUGUGAAGGCCGAAUCGGACCACAUGGUCUCUAAUGUCCGCUCCACCUCCGACCUUGCCGACAGCGUCAGUGCCAAGGUCCGUGAGCUAGACCUUGCCCAAUCCCGGGUCAACUCCACUCUCUCCCGCAUAGACGCCAUCGUUGAGCGAGGCAGCUGUCUCGACGGCGUAAGGAAUGCUCUGGAUUCCCAAGACUAUGAAUCUGCAGCUAAGUAUGUGCAGACUUUUCUUCAGAUUGAUGCCAAGUACAAGGACUCUACGUCAGAUCAGAGGGAGCAGCUCCUCGCUUGUAAGAAACAGUUGGAAGGGAUCGUCAGAAAGCAGCUCUCUGCCGCAGUGGAUCAAAGGGAUCACCCGACGAUUCUACGAUUCAUUCGCCUGUAUCAGCCUUUGGGUUUGGAGGAGGAGGGAUUGCAGGUCUAUGUUGGGUAUUUGAAGAAGGUGAUCGCAAUGAGAUCUAGGCUCGAGUUUGAAAAUCUUGUGGAGUUGAUGGACCAAAGUCAUAACCAGAGUCAGGUAAACUUUGUUGGGUGCUUGACUAAUUUAUUUAAGGACAUUGUCCUGGCUAUUGAAGAAAAUGACGAAAUUUUGAGGAGUCUUUGCGGUGAGGAUGGGAUUGUAUAUGCUAUAUGCGAGCUUCAGGAGGAGUGUGAUUCGCGGGGCUCUUUGAUCUUGAGGAAGUACAUGGAUUAUAGGAGAUUGGCUAAAUUAUCUUCUGAGAUUAAUGCUCAGAACCAGAAUUUACUUGCUGUUGGUGCACCUGAAGGACCAGACCCAAGAGAUGUUGAAAUGUAUUUGGAGGAAAUACUGUCAUUGAUGCAACUUGGUGAGGACUACACAGAGUUUGUGAUUUCAAAAAUCAAAGGAUUGACUUCAGUUGAUCCAGAGUUAGUCCCACGAGCUACAAAAGCCUUUAGGAGUGGAAGCUUUAGUAAAGUUGGUCAAGAUAUCACAGGGUUCUAUGUGAUCUUGGAAGGAUUCUUUAUGGUGGAGAAUGUGAGGAAAGCUAUUCGGAUUGAUGAGCCUGUGCCUGACAGCCUUACAACUUCCAUGGUGGACGAUGUUUUUUAUGUUUUGCAGAGUUGCUUAAGAAGGGCAAUCUCCACCUCUAAUAUUAGCUCUGUGAUUGCUGUACUAAGUGGUGCAAGUAGUUUGUUGAGCAAUGAAUACCAGGACGCUUUGCAACAGAAAAUGAGAGAGCCAAACCUUGGGGCAAAGCUAUUCUUGGGUGGUGUUGGAGUGGAAAAGACUGGGACAGAGAUUGCAACAGCUUUGAACAAUAUGGAUGUGAGUAGUGAGUAUGUCCUGAAGCUCAAACAUGAGAUUGAAGAGCAGUGUGCGGAGGUAUUCCGUGCUCCGGCGGAUCGGGAAAAAGUGAAAUCUUGCUUGUCCGAGUUGGGUGAUAUGAGUAAUAAUUUCAAGCAAACAUUAAAUGCUGGCAUGGAGCAACUUGUGGCGACUGUGGCACCCCGGAUUCGUCCAGUGUUAGAUGGCGUGGCAACGAUCAGCUAUGAGCUAUCAGAGGCUGAAUAUGCUGAUAAUGAGGUUAAUGACCCAUGGGUCCAGAGGCUUCUGCAUUCUGUUGAGACUAAUGCAACAUGGCUCCAACCACUAAUGACUGCCAACAACUACGACUUAUUUAUACAUUUAAUAAUUGACUUCAUCGUAAAGAGGCUUGAAGUGAUCAUGAUGCAGAAAAGAUUCAGUCAGCUGGGAGGUCUUCAGCUUGACAGAGAUGCAAGGGCUCUGGUUAGCCAUUUCUCCAGCAUUACGCAGAGGACUGUGAGAGAUAAGUUUGCGCGUCUGACUCAGAUGGCAACCAUCCUCAACUUAGAAAAGGUGUCGGAGAUUCUAGAUUUCUGGGGUGAGAAUUCAGGACCUAUGACCUGGAGACUAACCCCUGCUGAGGUUAGGCGAGUGUUGGGUCUAAGGGUUGAUUUUAAACCUGAAGCAAUUGCUGCUCUGAAGUUGUAACCCUUAUCUGGGUGACUGGGUAGUUAAGUACUGCAAAACAAUCUCAUUUGCUAUAGUUUUUCUCUUUUCUUUCUUCCCUAUUGUUGAUGAUGAAAAGAUCCAAGUAUAAGAGAGUCCUCCCCUCCCUAGCACUCUUUCGACAUUCGCGUACUCGUCGCUCUGCUCGUCGAAAAUGUUGUAUCUUUGUUCUCAUUGCCCUCAAUUUUGCUUCUGGAAUUUAAAAGCUUCUAUUGUCUCCUA